Molecule: messenger RNA, 1008 nt
Organism: Exserohilum turcica Et28A
Lineage: Eukaryota; Fungi; Ascomycota; Dothideomycetes; Pleosporales; Pleosporaceae
Exons: 4
Source: RefSeq, a predicted model, not a curated record
UGCUUGCAAUCGAGCCUCCAGGCACAGGAUGCCUGCGCGCCAACAAACACAACCUGCAUCUGCUUAGACGCGCCUUUGAUGACUUCCAUCUCAAACUGCGUCCUGGCAUCAUGUACCCUAAAGCAAGCGUUGGUGGCAAGGAACAACACGGCAACCAUGUGCGGAGAACCCGUUCGCGACAACACAAGAAUCACGCCCAUUAUCUCUGGUGUGUCAGGCGGCGCAGCAAUUCUAGCAAUCCUCGCUCGUUGCUACGCUGUUGGCAAAUCGUUUGCCGUAGACGACCUCUUCGCCGUCAUCUCACUCAUCCUUGCCCUUCCUAUGGGCAUAGUCGAGUUCUUCAUGUCUGUCGAUGGCUUCGGAAAAGACGUCUGGACACUAGCCCCUGACAAGAUCAACUCGGUCGUGCGGCUGACCUGGAUCACUGAAGUCUUCUACUUUGCCGCCGUCGCCACGACAAAAAUGUCGUUUCUCCUGUUUUGCCUGCGCAUAUUUCCGCGCAAACAAUUCAGACGCGCCGCUCACAUUCUGUUGGUAGUGUGCGUCGUCUUUUGUAUUGUCUUCACCUUCGUGACCAUCUUCAACUGCAUACCGGUCUCGUACAUCUGGACAAACUGGGACCGCGAGCACAAGGGCAAAUGUAUCAACUUCAACGCAUUUACAUGGUCCCACGCUGCCAUCAACAUCUUCCUCGACUCCAUCAUCUUGGGUAUCCCGAUCCCAGAGCUCCUGAAUCUGUCCAUGAGCUCCCAGAAGAAGAUUUACAUCAUCAUGAUGUUUAGCAUCGGCGCCCUCACAACCGUCGUAUCUAUAAUCCGCCUACAGACGCUCGUCAAAUUCGCCAAAUCCCCAAAUCCCACAUACGACUACGUCGCAACGGCAUACUGGUCCGUUCUCGAAGCCUUCCUCGGCAUUUUCUGCGUCUGCAUGCCGGCGCUACGCCGCUUCCUCGCCAUCCUCGUGCCCAGCUGCUUCGGCUCCACGCACAACAGCAACCAAUACGAGCAC